Molecule: messenger RNA, 1585 nt
Organism: Platichthys flesus (European flounder)
Lineage: Eukaryota; Metazoa; Chordata; Actinopteri; Pleuronectiformes; Pleuronectidae
Gene: tbl2
Product: transducin beta like 2
Exons: 7
Coding region: 81-1406 (441 amino acids)
Biological process (GO): endoplasmic reticulum unfolded protein response
Cellular component (GO): endoplasmic reticulum
Molecular function (GO): protein binding
Source: RefSeq, a predicted model, not a curated record
ACAGGCGCCCAGUGGUGGUAGCAGGUCUGAAGCUACCUUAGCUGUUAGCGGUGAGGGGUACGUGGCAGAAAGCUCUGGACAUGGAGGUGGCUGCUCUGGUCGCCCUGACCUUGUUACUGGGGGCUCUGGUGGGGUUGGUGGCGCUGGCGGUGGGCAGGCGGAAGGAGGAGAUACGAGAGGAAGCGGAGCAGGCGGCGGAGUUUGCCGCUGAGGCCAGUGCUGUGAAAGGCCCUGCACCCAAGAAACAGAAGCAGGAGAAGCAGCGCAGCCGUAAGGAUAAAGCCGCACAACACACAUUCAGCCAUCCGCUGUUGGCUUCCUCACUGAAGGCCCACAGUGGCAAUGUGACGUGCCUUGAUUUCAGCAGUAAUGGCAAGUACCUGGCUUCCUGCGCAGACGACCGCACUGUGCGCAUUUGGAGCACCAAAGACUUCCUGGACCGGGAACACAAGUGUCUGAGGGCCAAUGUGGACCUGGAUGAUGCCACACUGGUCCGCUUCAGCCCGGACUCCAGAGCGUUCAUCACCUGGUUGGCCAAUGGGGACGCCAUUCGAAUCUUCAAAAUGAUCAAGAAGGAUGACGGCACUUUAACCUUCAAAGCUGCGCCCGAGGAUUUCCCACAGAAACACAAGGCCCCCAUCCUCAACAUUGGCAUUGCAGAGACAGGCAAAUUCAUUAUGAGCGCCUCCGUUGACACCAGCAUCCACAUCUGGGACCUGAAAGGAGAGGUCCUGGCCUCUAUCAACACUAACCAGAUUAACAAUUCCUAUGCUGCCGUCUCCCCAUGUGGCAGGUUUGUAGCAUCAUGUGGCUUCACUCCCGACGUGAAGGUGUGGGAGGUUUGCUUCGGGAAAGGAGGAGAGUUCAAAGAGGUGGCGCGAGCUUUCGACCUGAAGGGUCACUCGGCCGGAGUUCACUCAUUUGCCUUUUCCAACGACUCUCACAGAAUGGUGACUGUCUCUAAAGACGGCACAUGGAAGCUGUGGAACACGAACGUGGAGUACAAAAAGCAGCAGGAUCCCUACCUCCUGAAGACAGUCCCCUGUGUGUCAUCUGAAGGGAGCCUGGCCGCCUUGUCCCCAGACGGCCGAGUGGUGGCCAUCAGUGACGGCUGCAACUUGGCAAUGUUCAACGCUGCCAGUGGCAAGUUGGAGGAGGAAAUGCACGGCGUCCACAGCGGGGCAAUCAACGACCUUAGAUUUGAUGUUAACGGACGCUUCUUGGUGUGCAGCGGCGACAAGGCCAUCCGAGUGUUUCACAACGCCCCGGGGUACCGGGCGGCCAUCAGCGACAUGCAGGACAUGCUGAAGAAAGCCCAGAAUGAAGCCAUGAAGCAGAGACUGCAGCAGCAGAUACAUGAUGCUCAGAGUGCUCUGGACACUGUGCUGGCUGCUCCUGUCGAUUGAAGGAUCCUCAACAAACCACACUCUGAAACUUUCUGAAUCGGACUGCUGAUUUAGAUUUUGUGAUUAUUUUUAUUUUUCUGCAGCCUUAAUUCCUCCUGAUCUGUUCCGGGAAUGAAGGAAUGUGCAUGCAGUUUUGAUAAAGAAUAUCUUUUUAUGGAAAAAUAAAAUGGUUUGAGUUA